AUGGAUGCGACCCUCCGAAUCGCCGCGCGAUCCGUCUGCACUUGGUUGUGCCUCGUCGCGGCAUGGCUGAGCGCCGCCGCUGCGUGGGCCGAUGGCCCGGCGAUCGACCCCUUCUUGGCCGCCAGUCGCACAGCCGAAGCCUCGGCGGUGCGGCUUGCCGCGCUGCCCUCAGUCGACUCGGGCGCGAGCGACGGCGUGCAACUCACCAGCGCGGAGAACUACGCCGCCGCCUACCCGAGCGCGGCUUUGACGACGCCGCUCAGCACCCCGAUCGCGGUCCCGACCGGCGCGCCGGUCGCCUACCACUACGACGCCCCCACGAGUGGCUGGGGCUACGAGCUCCUGCCCGACGGGCUCAUCUACCGAAGCUACCUGGCCGGGCCGCGUGAGUCGCGGAUGGCGCUGCACACGUUCCACAACGAGUCGGUGCGCAACGAAGCACUCUGGGAAGCGACGCUCGGCGGACGCCGCGGGAUCAUCCGCUACGGCAACGGCGACGCGGCGAAUCCCGUCGGUUGGCAGAUCGAUAUCGAGGGCGCCGCUCAAGUGCGGCUCAACCUCGACGAAGCCCGCGACGUCGACGCUUCCGACUUCCGGUUCGGCGUGCCGUUCACGUACACGGCGGGCGACGGCGUCGCCUACAAGUUCGGGUACUACCACGUCAGCUCCCACUUGGGCGACGAGUUCAUCCUCCGCAACGGGAACACGCGCAUCAAUUACGUGCGCGACGCGAUCGUUGCGGGCGUCUCGUAUCAGUUAAAUCCUUGCUGGCGUGUCUACGGCGAGACGGCGUUCGCCUUCUUCACGGCCGGCGGCGCCCAGCCGUGGGAGUUCCAGAUCGGCGCCGAGUACGCCCGCCCGGGUCCGACCGGCUUCGCGGGGACGCCGUUCUUCGCAACGAACGCCCACCUCCGCGAGGAGACCGACUUCGGCGGCGACUGGACCGUGCAGACCGGCUGGCUGUGGCGCGGCGUCACCGGGAGCACGUUCCGGCUUGGCCUGCAUUACAUGAACGGCAAGAGCACGAACUACCAGUUCUUCAAUCAGUUCGAAGAACAGCUCGGCUUCGGCAUUUGGUACAACUCCACUGUGCUUCGCCUUCUGACGAUCGAGUCGACGUGUGACGAGACCGCGGCGGCGGUCGUCACGGACGGGCUAGAGACACUCGGCGCCGUCGUCGCUUCGCAGACCGAUCUGCACGAGCGAUUCGGCGGCGUCGUGCCGGAGAUCGCUUCUCGGGCGCACGUCGAGCGGAUCCUGCCGGUGGUCGACGAAGCGCUCCGCCAAGCGGGGCUGACGCUCGCGGACCUCGACGCGAUCGCCGUCGCGAACCGACCGGGGUUGGUCGGGUCGUUGCUGGUCGGCGUCGCGGCCGCCAAGGCGCUCUGCGUGGCGACCGGCCUGCCGCUGAUCGCGGUGAACCACCUUCAGGCGCACGUCUACGCCUGCAAGAUAGCCAGCGGCGAGGAGGUGUUCCCGUGCGUCGGGCUGAUCGUCAGCGGCGGCCACACGAACCUCUACCGCUGCGACGGGCCGACCGACUUCACGCCGCUCGGCGGGACGAUCGACGACGCGGCGGGCGAGGCGUUCGACAAAGUCGGCGCGAUGCUCGGCCUCCCCUUCCCCGGCGGACCGGCCGUGUCGAAGGCGGCCGCCCAAGGCGACCGCAACGCGAUCCGCUUCCCGCGACCCCUGCUCGACGACUCGGGGCGGCUCGCCUUCAGCUUCAGCGGGCUGAAGACGGCGGUGCGAUACCGGAUCGAAUCGCCCGACGCGGAGCGUGACACGCCGCUCUCCGAAGCCGAGCGAAACGACAUCGCCGCCGGCUUCGAGGAGGCGGUCGUCGACUGCCUGGUCGGCAAGUCGGAGCUGGCGCUGCGGCAAGCGGGCUUCGACACGCUGUGCGUCGGCGGUGGCGUCGCCGCUAACGGGCGUCUCCGCGAGCGGCUCGGCGAAUCGGCCGAGAAGCACGGCUACCGCCUGUACAUCCCGCCGAUGUCGCUUUGCACCGACAACGCCGUGAUGGGCGCGAUCGCGGUGGAGCGCUUCCGGGCGGGGAAGUUCGAGUCGCUGGACCUGGACGUCCACCCGGGCCUGGAGCGGAUCGGUUAG
Cladocopium goreaui is the source of this 2112-nucleotide messenger RNA. NCBI's taxonomy places the organism in Eukaryota, Dinophyceae, Suessiales, Symbiodiniaceae. The record is from the annotation of a GenBank genome assembly.